AUGUGCCAGCGGCCAGAGCUGGGUCCCGGCCACUCCAGGAGGGGCCACGUGCCCAGGGAGAAGGGGGAACGUCUGGUGAACAGCUUGCCCAGCUCGGCCAUGUUUAGAUCCAGUCAGCAAACUACCGUCUGUGAGCCAAAUGGAGCUUGGCUGGCGCUGUAUGUGUGUGAGCACCUGCUGCACAUCGGUGCCCAGAAGUCAGCACAGGCCUUUCUGUCUGAGAUCUGAUGGGAGAAGAACAUCACGCUGGGGGAGCCCCCAGGUUUCCUGCAUUCCUGGUGGUGCGUGUUCUGGGACUUGUACUGCGCAGUGCCUGACCGCAGAGAGGCAUGUGAGCACUCAAGCGAGGCCAAGGCCUUCCAGGACUACAGCGCUGCCGCUGCCCCCAGCCCUGUGAUGGGGAGCAUAGCCCCCAGCGAUGCAAUGGCAGCUGGCCCCAUGGCACCUGGCUUCUUCCAGCCCUUCAUGUCACCGAGGUUCUCAGGGGGCCCCCGGCCCACCCUGCGGAUGCCGAGUCAGCCUCCUGUGGGCCUAUCUGGCUCCCUCCCGGGUGCCAUGGACCCCUCCCCGCGUGUUCAGGGGCAUCCGAGCAUGGGCCCGAUGCAGAGGGUGACUCCUCCACGGGGCAUGGCCAGCGUUGGGCCCCAGAGCUAUGGAAGUGGCAUGGGGCCCCCACCCAACUCCCUCGCUGGCCCAGGCCUGCCCACAAUGAACAUGGGCCCCGGAGUGCGUGGCCCAUGGGCCAGCCCCAGUGGCAACUCGAUCCCCUAUUCUGCCUCCUCCCCUGGCAGCUACACGGGACCUACAGGAGGUGGUGGGCCCCCUGGCACACCCAUCAUGCCCAGCCCUGGAGACUCCACCAACUCCAGCGAGAACAUGUACACCAUCAUGAACCCCAUGGGGCCAGGCGCUGGCAGGGCUAACUUCCCACUGGGCCCAGGCCCGGAGGGCCCUAUGGCAGCCAUGAGCACGCUGGAACCUCACCACGUGAACGGAUCUCUGGGCUCAGGCGACAUGGACGGGUUGCCGAAGAGCUCCACUGGCGCCGUGGCCGGCCUGAGCACUGCCCCCGGCACCCCGCGGGAUGACGGCGAGAUGGCGGCCACCGGGACUUUCCUGCACCCAUUCCCGAGCGAAAGUUACUCGCCUGGGAUGACCAUGAGCGUGUGAUGGGGCAGCAGCCCCUUGCCCAGUGCUGGCCGCCUCCUCUGCCCAGAGCCCCUGCCAAGGGC
This is a messenger RNA of Myotis brandtii (Brandt's bat), 1232 nucleotides long. RefSeq names its product single-stranded DNA-binding protein 4-like. The transcript has 4 exons. Gene Ontology annotation, cellular component: nucleus. Gene Ontology annotation, molecular function: single-stranded DNA binding; protein binding. Lineage: Eukaryota; Metazoa; Chordata; Mammalia; Chiroptera; Vespertilionidae. Gene Ontology annotation, biological process: positive regulation of transcription by RNA polymerase II. The record is from RefSeq and is a predicted model, not a curated record.